AUGGAAGCGUCGACGCCGGUACUGAGCUCGAAUCUCGAUAGCCGCUGGCAAGUGGCAACAUCGAGGACACGGGAACAAGAGGGGCAUGGAGGCUGCAGAUGCUCUCGCCUCGGCUUCUGGGCCUCCGUCGAUUCUGUCCGCAUCGGCGCAGGCGCGACCUUCGCGAGAAGCUUGCCCGCACUCUUCGAGCUCGGCUGCGCGGUCGCGGCUGGGUUCAACGCCGCCUGGGACUCUCCUCCAAUCUCCGGUGGGGCCGUGGAGGCAAAGCUGAAUGCCCCAGCUGUGUCGUCAAGCCGCGGGCGCGAACAAGGGCGGCUGCGCGCGAUGGCCGCGGCCGCUGGAGUUUUCGCUUUCGAACGCGCUCGAGAACGCCCUAGAAAACUCGUUGCCGUGUUCAGCUUUUGA
Messenger RNA from Miscanthus lutarioriparius, 405 nucleotides. The record is from the annotation of a GenBank genome assembly. NCBI's taxonomy places the organism in Eukaryota, Viridiplantae, Streptophyta, Magnoliopsida, Poales, Poaceae.